GAAAGCUACCGUCAACAGCAAUUUGCUGGAGGCGAAUUGUUAGGGGCGAACGAUGGUGUACUCCCCGCAGCUGACGAAGAAUGGUGUUUGGCUGGCGCAUGUUCAUCGAUCGCGAGCGUCUUGAAGACGAUCAUCCUGAGAAACGAGGAUCUCGGGGCGUGAUCAAUGUUCAGAAUACUGGACUGAAACCCGUUCUUGCAGCCGCGAAAGCGAGUAGUGUGCAUGGAGUGCUUUGCCAUCCGACUCGGAUUCCGAGCCGUGAACAUUGUGUCCAGCCGGCACUGAGUCAGAGUCGGACAGGCAUCAAUGAAUGCUGUGAGGAUUGGCGGUCUGAGUCCGCCUCGACGUUGCUUGUGCGGAAUGCGGCGAGCAGGUGGAUUUCACCGAUGGUCGACACCGUAUCCACGAUCCGCCGAGCCGUUGAUUCUGCUCCAUCAGGGAUCAAAAUGCCGAUCUUGUGAACAGGGAGCCCCUGUUCACGAGUUCGCCACGGACCUUCGCCAUCAAUGGUCCAGCGGGAAUGGCUAAGGUGACCUUGUCAAAGGUCUUAGAUGCUCGGGGUGCUAGGUUCUAGAAUCUGUCACGACCAGUGAACGGAUAAAAAGGAGAAAACAAGUUUUAGCAUUCGUCUUUAGGUUUGCAGUGCAGGCUCCGCUACAACUCUCAACAACAACCAAG
Molecule: messenger RNA, 678 nt
Organism: Phytophthora nicotianae INRA-310
Lineage: Eukaryota; Oomycota; Peronosporomycetes; Peronosporales; Peronosporaceae
Exons: 1
Coding region: 81-461 (126 amino acids)
Source: RefSeq, a predicted model, not a curated record